GUGGUAAUGCUCUGUCUUGCAGUCCAGUUGUUUGAGCCUGACUUGUAUUGGUGGGGGAAAAUGGCCCUCCUGUGCUACAACCAGGGCUGCGGUCAGUGCUUCGAUCCUGAGACCAAUUCCGAUAGUGGUUGCACCUACCACCCAAGUGUUCCAGUCUUUCAUGAUGCAUUAAAGGGUUGGUCUUGCGGUAAGAGAAGAACAACUGAUUUUUCUGAUUUUUUAAGCAUUAAGGGCGCUACAAAAGGAAAACAUAAUAGUGAAAAGCCACCUGAGCCAGUCAAACCUGAAGUCAAGACUACUGAGAAGAAGGAACUAUCUGAAUUGAAACACAAAUUUCAGGAGCACAUCAUUCAAGCCCCUAAACCAAUAGAAGCAAUAAAGAGGCCAAGCCCAGAUGAACCAAUGACAAAUUUGGAAUUAAAGGUAUCUACUUCUCUUAAAGAAGCACUUGAUAAACUUAAACUGUCAUUGGGGAAUGAAAAAAAAUAAAGAUGAAAACAGUCAUGAAAUUAAAAUGGGGACUUCAUGUAAAAAUGGAGGGUGUUGAAAGACAUACCAGGGUCUGCAGAACCUAGAAGAAGUCUGUGUAUAUCAUUGUGGAGUACCUAUUUUCCAUGAAGGGAUGAAACACUGGA
Molecule: messenger RNA, 635 nt
Organism: Phyllostomus discolor (pale spear-nosed bat)
Lineage: Eukaryota; Metazoa; Chordata; Mammalia; Chiroptera; Phyllostomidae
Product: cysteine and histidine-rich domain-containing protein 1-like
Exons: 1
Coding region: 7-489 (160 amino acids)
Source: RefSeq, a predicted model, not a curated record